UGAAUUUAAGUUCAAUUUCAAAUUAAUGGCUUGCAUAAUGACUCAACACGUGUUUGACUGAAUAAUUAUAAAACGAAGAUAGGACGUAGGGGUCAGUGCAGAACGGCAGCCGUCAGGACCACAAGUGAUAGUUCCACGUCUUGCAGCUCGCCCCCCAAAGAACAUGAAGUUGGAAUCGCUAGUAAUCGCGGAUCAGCUGGCCGCGGUGAAUACGUACUAUAGUCUUAGUAUACAAUAGUGGCCAUACGCUGUGCUAUUCACGCCCGUCAGAUAGAUUGGCGAUUUCUUCAUCACUCCGGAGACUACUUGAGUCUGCGCGGCAGGUGCGCACCACCACAAUCAUUAGCCAAUCAUUAUGUUCAAUCUCUUUCGUACGUUCAUUUGUCCAUCUGGCGUCACGUGAAGUGUGCGCAUCGCCACACUUGUGUGUGUGUGUGUGUGUGUGUGUGUGUGUGUGUGUGUGUGUGUGUGUGUGUGUGUGUGUGUGUGUGUCUGUGUGUGAGAGAGAGAGGGAGAGAGAGAGAGAGAGGAGGGGGGGGGGGGGAGAUGGCGACGUUGGACGUGGACAGCAUUCUCAGGGGUGCUCCUCAUCCGAUUGCCAAGACGAAGAUUAUUUGCACGUUGGGACCGAAGUCGAAGGAUGUGCCCAUGCUGGAGAAGCUGCUUAAGGCAGGGAUGAACGUUGCUCGAUUCAACUUCUCUCAUGGGACGCACGAGUAUCACCAAGGCGUGCUGGAAAAUCUUCGUCAGGCGAUGAUUAACACGCAGAUCCUCUGUGCUGUACUUCUCGAUACGAAGGGUCCCGAAAUCAGAACAGGGAAACUGAAAGAUGGAAAGCAAGUUCAGCUCACGCAAGGGAAGGAGAUCGUCAUCUCGACGGACUACAGUCUUGAGGGCGAUAGCGACACGAUCACCAUGAGUUACAAGCGCCUGCCCAUGGACGUCAAUCCAGGGAGCACUAUUCUCUGUUCGGACGGCACGAUCACUCUGACGGUAUUGGAAUGCAAUCGCGCGCAGGGAACCGUAAGGUGCAGGUGUGAAAACACUGCAAUGCUCGGCGAGAAGAAGAACGUCAACCUCCCCGGAGUCGUCGUCGACCUCCCUACCAUAGGCGACAAGGACAAGGAUGAUAUCCUUGGUUGGGGUGUCCCUAAUUCGAUCGAUUUCAUCGCUGCAUCCUUUAUACGGAAGGGGCAGGACGUUGCCUACAUAAAAAAUCUCCUUGGACCCCAUGCCAAAUCCAUAAAGGUCAUCUCGAAGAUCGAGAACCAGGAGGGUCUGGUGAACUUCGACGACAUUCUGAGGGAGACGGAUGCAGUGAUGAUAGCCAGAGGCGACCUGGGAAUGGAGAUCCCGACUGAGAAGAUCUUCCUCGCGCAGAAGAUGAUGAUCUUGAAGUGCAACUCGGCUGGAAAGCCUGUCAUAACGGCGACGCAAAUGUUGGAGUCCAUGGUUAAGUCCCCUCGACCUACUCGUGCAGAGGCCACCGAUGUGGCCAACGCAGUUUUAGACGGCAGCGAUGCGGUGAUGCUGAGUGGGGAAACAGCUGCCGGAGCUUAUCCUGAGGAGGCCGUGAUGGUCAUGUCCCGAAUUUGUCGGGAGGCAGAGGCCUCUCUGGACUACCAUGCCAUAUACAAGGCCAUCAUCAAGGAGACCCCCCUUCCAAUGAGCCCCCUAGAGAGUCUGGCCUCGUCUGCUGUCCGAACUGCUAAUAAGGUGAGAGCCUCACUGAUCGUUGUGCUGAUGAGAGGGGGCAGUACUGCAAAGCUGGUGGCCAAGUACAGGCCGUCCAUCCCGAUACUGUCAGUUGCUGUCCCGGUUCUGACGUCUGACAAUCUGUCGUGGUCCAUCAGUGAGGAGUCGCCCGCUCGGCAGAGCUUGAUCUGUCGAGGUCUCAUUCCCCUCCUCGCAGAGGGAGCAGCGAAAGCCACAGACACAGAUACAACUGACGACAUCCUCAACUCAGCUCUGCAGUGGGCCAAGAACAGAGAGCUUACCAAGCAGGGAGACUGCAUUGUGGCUCUUCACAGAAUUGGUGUCGCCGCGGUGAUCAAGAUCGUUGACGUCAAGCCAGACACACCGUCAACUAGUGCAACACAGUGAAACGAUUUUUUCAGACAGAUUGAAAAAUAUCUUAAUGUGGGGCUGAUGCGAGGGGGACGGGACAAACAAAAAAAAAAAGAAAAAAAAAAAGGGUUUUGAGCUACUACGCUCGACCAGGUUGAUGGUUCAAGUCUCGGUGCCGUCAGUCGUUCAUCCAGGCUGUAAAAAUGCGAAUUGCUUCUGUAGUCAAUUAAUGCCCUCACGCCGCUCAGUGCUCACGGUGUUGCGGCAUCUUCAUCAGAGUAGGCUCUAUGUGGAGGUGGGUGACACUGGUGUUGACUACCGUCUUCCCCCGAACACAAGGCAGCCUCAUUGUGACGGUAUCGGGCCGGAAACAUAGCUUGUAUACGUUCAUUUUCGGGGCGCGUUAUGCUCGGGGGAAGACGGACGCUAGCUAGUUCGGAGAACUGCAACCAGGUAUUGGUGGUUUGGACUCUGGAGGCAGUCGGUUCAACUUUGUUGCCUUUGUUCCGCCGAAAUUGGGGACUCGCUUGGGAGCAAUUGCUGUUGUCGUUUGGUGAUUUGUCUUUGUUUGUUUGUUUGUUUGUUUGUUUGUUUGUUUGUUUGUUUGUUUGUUUGUUUUUCUUUUUUUUUCACCCCCCCUGGAGAUCAGCAAUUUGUCAUAGGAAGGGCACAAUGUCAUGCCGUGCACCGGCAGCUGCAUCAGUCUCUGCCUAGAAUUUCUGUGCCCAUGCCGAUUGAGUAUGGCUCCCCUGGAUGAUGCCAUGCCAUGCCUGCUGUGCUCUGGUCGUUCGGAAACAGAUCUGCGCGGAAGAAGGAGCCUUGGUGACAGUCUUGGUGACUUCGUGGGGACAUGCAGAGACUCGGUACACUAGUUUCAAAUUGCAUCAGUGAUCAUCAAGCUGGAGCGAAUUGCUGCGAUUCCCGAGGCGCAACGUUUCUGGCAUAAUAGUGAAGCUGCAGCUUGUCUGAAGGAAUGUGUUUUGUGGUAGGUUUAAUUGUUAUUAUCAUUGUCUUAAAGCACCCCAGCCCCCCGAAAAUAGAACAAAAGGGACCUCCGCGA
Molecule: messenger RNA, 3127 nt
Organism: Chara braunii
Lineage: Eukaryota; Viridiplantae; Streptophyta; Charophyceae; Charales; Characeae
Source: the annotation of a GenBank genome assembly